AUGGCAAGUCGGUGUGAAAUCUUCUUGGAAAUCCUAAUUGCCAUAUUGCUUCCGCCUCUAGGAGUCUUCUUCAGACAUGGUUGCUGCAGUUGCGAGUUCUUCAUUUGCUUACUGCUGACUUUGCUUGGUUACAUUCCGGGAAUAAUUUACGCAAUCUAUGCCAUCAUCGUUUGUGUCGAUCGUAACGAGUACCCUGAUGAGGAUUGGCGCACUCCCAUUAAUGCUUAG
Messenger RNA from Malania oleifera, 228 nucleotides. Its product is annotated as low temperature-induced protein lt101.2-like. NCBI's taxonomy places the organism in Eukaryota, Viridiplantae, Streptophyta, Magnoliopsida, Santalales, Ximeniaceae. The transcript has 2 exons. The record is from RefSeq and is a predicted model, not a curated record. The coding region runs from base 1 to 228 and encodes 75 amino acids. Gene Ontology annotation, cellular component: membrane.